AGUCGAGGCAUUGUCAGUCAGACCGUGAGUUAGUUGGUGCUCGACCAUUGCGAGAAGAGGAUCGUGUGUUGGCGGUUUGGCUGAGGCAUGAUCAGCUGAUGAAAUUGGAGAGUUUCCCUCCAUGCAUGCCGGCAUCCACGGGUUAGAAGAGAAGCAAGUCAUCACCUGGCAAGUUGUUGUUGGCAGUAGCUGUUUUUAGCCAGUUCAAGCAAGUGCCGAAACCACCUUUCCAUCCCUUCACCCAUGUGAAAACUAUGUCAAUCCGCAGAAGACAAAGGUGCUGACCAAGACGAACAAACGACCGAGCGACAAGCCAAUUCUUCUUCGUUCUCCAUCCAUCUACUCGUACGUACCUCGCGAUGUUUAUGUAGGAUUUCGAGAUUUUGAGUGAAAGGGAAAACAAAGAUUUGUCUUUGGUGGUGGUGGAGAAGUUUUGCUUUCAAUUCCUCCUCGUCUUUGGACCCCAUCUUACCUCCUUUUGGCUCAGACAACAUUGUCCGCGCGAAUGGGGGAAAAAGAUCAACAAAAAGUCCAUUAACUUCAAGAAAUCACCCAAGACGAACGACUGAACAUCACUCCGAAGAAGAUCACUAAUGGCAAUUACAAGCCUCUGAACAACAUAGCAACAACAGAAGCAUCCACCUCGUCCAGAACACCACCAUUCACUUUCGAAGAACAACACCAAGACCGAUAUACACUGCAAGUUUUGAUUCUCAGGAAUUGGCAUAAAUCCAUCCACUUGGUGGCGCACUCUUCUUGGUGAGUGAAACAUCCAUCGUCUGUGUGGUUUUCAGGCCUGUUCCGCCCUUAACUCAAACUGUUGGGAGAAAACACAAGUGGGCCACAUUUCCGGUUUGAAGUUCACGCUUUAAAACCAAGAAUAAAACCAACAACAGCCACCGACCACUCCGGCCAGCGGUUGUUCAUGGCUGAGAUUGAGCUGCCAAACCAUAACAAAAGGGUGAAAAAGUGCAUCCAUCCUGCCUCGUUCACAUUCGUUGGACGACCCCGAGUAGCUCAUCGACAACGACGUUGGAGAAGUCAGUGACCGGAGUUGAAUCAGAGCACCGCUCACCAUCCUCAUCAUCCAGUGUUGCUUUUUAACGACAAAAUUGCCAUGCUCAGUGAAACCCAUGAGGUGGCCAAGGUGUUGGGAAGCCCAUCAUCCACCGAUUGAACCAUCUCGGGUCUUCCGCGGGUCCGACGUUUGCAGUGGCCACCAUGGUCGGACAAAUCGUCGGCACGACCCCGAGGAAGCGAUCCGGAACCAGGUGGGGAUCAGUGGGUCGUGGUCCCGCUUGCGUCCCGUCUUUCCUCGUAGUGAAAUCUGUGAUCGUCUCGUGCGUAAUCGUGUGUUCCAUGUUGAUCCGAGAGUCGACGGCGCAUUCUCAAACAAGACAAGGUUUGAAAUUAAAUGAGUUUGUCCAUCACUUCGAGCCCGCUUUCUUCGCCCUGGACCACGUGGUUGCUCAACAUCAAGACCUACUACAUUCCCGGCGAAAGAGAGAAAUCGCCGGCCAGCCGCAAUGGAAGGACAUGAUGGGAAAGCCCGACAUUCAAUUCAAUUUCACCGCGCACAACAGGCUGUUCCAACUUGAGCUUCAUGAGAGUUCCCAUGGAAUUUUCUCCGAUGACAUUACUUUUGAGAACACUAACGGUCCCAUUGACUACGCCAUGGAGAAGGUCUAUUCCGGGGUCUUACGAGAUACUCCUGACUCUCAGAUUCAUGGCGUUUUAACUGAGGACGGUCACUUUGAUGGCCACAUAUCCACCCCGUCAGAGCAUUACUAUAUUGAACCCGCCCAUCGAUACUUCCCUUCAGCCAAAAGAGGAUCGAUCCCCAAGGGUACGAACAAAGGUCAAGGAUCAGAGUCAGAAGAAGCAGGCGACUUGAAGGCAGAUGAGGGAGCCGCUGUGGAAUUUCAUUCUGUGAUAUACAAGGCCAGUGAUGUCCAUCACCCCACCUCCAAUCCCGAAGCCCCAUGCAAGUCCCAUGAGCUCCAUUUGCGGAACAAAGAGGCCAAAGCCCACCUGCGACCCGAAGAUUGGCCCCAGCUCGUGGCUGCGUCAAAGUCUUUCAAGCACAAACCUGUGAUAACCCACAACUCAAACACAAAGCCACUUGGCCGCUCAAAACGGGCUGCAACUGUUCCAGAGUCCAUCCAAACGGGUCCAAAGGGUCCACCCCAUGCCGAGAAGCAGACGGUGACCACCUACGAGGUUCUGGAUUGGGCCGACGUGCCUGAGAGUGUCCGACAUCACUUUCGGAAGCGUGCCAAGACUUUGGCGGCCAACAAGAAAAUCGAUCCGAAGAAGACUACGUGCAUGCUCUACCUUCAGGCCGAUCAUUUGUUCUAUGAGAAGAUGGGCUCAGAAGAGGCCACCAUUGAUGUGAUGACCCGUCAUGUUCAGCGGGUCAAUAGCAUCUACAAGGAGAUCGACUUUGAUCAAGAUGGCAAACCAGAUAAUAUCAGUUUCAUGAUAAAGCGGAUCAAAGUGCACACUAGAGAUUCUCUCAAGGAUCCCAAAUAUCGGUUUCCCGGAAAUUAUGGUGUGGAGAAGUUCCUCGAGAUAUUCUCAGAGGAGAACUACGAUGCCUUCUGUUUGGCCUACAUGUUCACGUAUCGAGACUUUGAAGGUGGAACCCUGGGAUUGGCGUGGACGGGCGAUCUCAAGAACGCUGGUGGUGUCUGCGAGCGAAAUGGGCACUACCGUGGGAGCCUGAAGUCCCUCAACACCGGGAUUAUAACCCUGCUCAAUUAUGGCAAGCAUGUUCCUCCCGCUGUGUCCCAUGUGACCCUGGCUCAUGAGAUGGGGCACAAUUUUGGAUCACCGCAUGACCCCGAGAAUAACAAGGUCUGUGUUCCUGGCGGCGAGGAUGGCAAUUACAUCAUGUUUGCCCGUGCCACAUCUGGUGACAAGCGGAACAACCGUCAGUUCAGCCCCUGUAGCUUGAAGAGCGUCAAGAAUGUUUUGACCAUCAAGGCCAGAGGCGCUGCUGGGUGCUUCACGGAGCCCAAGGAGGCGUUGUGCGGUAAUGGUGUUGUGGAGGAGGGCGAGGAAUGUGAUUGCGGUUGGGAAGAAGAUUGCGAAGAAGAAUGCUGUUGGCCACAACGGACCCAAGCUUUGCCCAAUCAAACCCCAUGCACCCUCAGGCCCACCAAAGUGUGCAGUCCCACGCAGGGCCCAUGCUGCACCAAUGACUGCUCGUUUAAGCUGGGCGACAAAUGCAGAGACGACAACGGUUGUCGUGAGGAAAGCUUCUGUGACGGAACAGCCUCGAUUUGUCCCUACUCCGAACUGAAGGCCAACAAGACCGUGUGCAACAAAGAGUUCGUCUGCUACAAGGGGGAAUGUACUGGGUCCAUUUGCUUAGCUUAUGGGAUGGAAUCUUGCCAGUGCAGCCAAGGACCUGAAGAUGCUCCCACGAAAGCCUGUGAGCUGUGUUGCAAAGAUCCAGGUCUUGACAAGCCAUGUCUGUCUUCCUUCGAGCUUAACGAUGUGCCCUUCGACAUCCCAGACAUGUUCUCCAAACCGGGAACACCUUGUAAUAACUACCAAGGCUAUUGUGACGUCUUUCAGAUGUGCAGAGAGGUUGAUCCAUCUGGCCCUUUGGCCACUCUUCGGAAACUUCUCUUGUCCGAGGAGGCUUUCGUAUCGCUUAGGGACUUCCUCAUGUCCCAUUGGUAUGCGGCGAUCUUCAUCAUCCUGGCGAUUGGUGGACUCAUGGUGCUCAUCAUUCGGUUCUGCGGCAAGAAGUCCCCAUUAGUGGUCCGUUCCAAACGGAGACGAAGACACGCUACCAUCCACCACGACGUGGAGACCUCAGGCCCAUUGACCGUGGCCCUGCCCCCGGAGGAUGAGGACCAAGUCCAGGUCCAUCCCACAGCCAUUGAAACAUCGGUUCCGUUGGGCAAGAAAGUCAGGAAGGGCGAGAACCGUAAAGAGAGGGCCAGAAAGAAGUCCUCCACCCAAGAGACUUCAUCAUCAAAGGGCCGAGGAGGUAAAAAGAAAUCCAGUUCUGCCUCCUCACCGACUCAUGCUCUUAAAGAAGGCUCCACUGGUCGAGUGGAUGGGGCUGUUAGUCGAGCCACACAAUUGGCCGCAAAUCUGAGCCAACUCAUUGUCAAUUUGCCUCCCGACCUGGCGAUGGUUAGUGGGUCCCAAAAUGAUCCGUACAAGAAGAGGCAUCAGAAGCGAAAUAAUUCGUCACAGCACGCCCCGGGGAAAUCUUCCCCUUCGACAAAGAAGCCAGGCACUGACGAGGAGGCUUCAGACUCUGGAUCUUCAUCCUCGUCAGAGGACGACGAGCCAGAGAUGAGCUCGGCCACUUUAAAUGCCCCAGAGAGCUCUGGCAACAAACAAAAGUCAUCAUCACCAUCCAAGCGAGCUCGGACCGCCGAGGCUCGUGGAGGAGAGAAACGACAUAAACGAGGCAGGUCACAAAGUGGCCAUAAAAGAGCCAGCAAAUCCUUGAGUCCGGUCAAAAGGACCAGUAAAAUCUCCCAAGCCGCGUCCCACCUCUUGGCCGACUCGAUGACAUCAAUCAGCAAAAGCAUGGAGAAACUCGACAUAAUUGGUCAAAGGCGCAGACGGGAGAGACGGGCAAAAAAUUCAACUGCUCGGGCCAUAUCCGCUGAUGAUGGGCGCAAGAAAUCCAGAAAGAGAACUGACCUUCCUGCUAACGAGGCAACUGGAGGAGGAGAAGGAGUAGGAGGAGAGGCCAAGCCUGAUGACACGAACACCAACGCUAAUGAGCCCUUUUUUGAACCAUUACUAUCGGAGGGUAGUGGCGCUUCUCAACCAAAUAAACGUUUAUCUGCGUCUAAAGACACGAGGAAAGACGAGUCUGAGGAAAGUUUUGCACGUCGAGCAGCAGAUGGGGCAACACCACCCAGCUUUGCCCCCACCAACCUCCACGGUUGGCAUUAUGGCCGGAGCCAAAGUGUGGAUAAUGCCUCACAACACCCGUCCGUGAUUGUUUCCAAGCAACAUCAACCCGACAGACCGUUACAACAAAGAAAAGUUAGUCUUUCUCAAGGACAAGGACACCCAGGGCGCAAAAAGCUUUCAGGAGUAAAGACCCCGACGCGGUCGGCCUCCACCACGUCCUUCCAGAAUCAAAUUGAAGACGAACAAACUUUGCUGUCAGCCUCGUCGAGUAAUGACUUGGGGGUAUCGGAUUAUAGAUUGGACUUUCCUCCCACUGCCACAGGGUUGGAAGGUCAAAAGAAGUUUGCACGCUCAGUAAGUAGUCCCGGUCCUGGGCCCUUGGACAAGAAUGAUCUCAUUAUGGUUAGCCGCCAUCAACCAUCCAAGUCUUCUGGAUCGAAGAGAAUACCUCCUAUAUCCCCCUCAAGGAAGUAUUCCUUUGCCAAUGACAAGCGUCCAGAUCUGGAGAAACUCUAUCAACUCCGCCGCUCGGCGAGUACUAUUGGAGAGGAGGAUUUGGUGGCUAGUAAUCAAAAUCUGGGGCGUGCGGCUUCAAAGAGCCUACUUCUGACACCUUCGCCUACGGAAGAAGGGCGACCCAAAGUCAGGAAAUCCAGCAAUCCCAACCUUGGAACAGCCUCGGAACCAGCCUCUCGCCUGUCGUCACUGAAGAAGCAAUUACAAGCCCAUUGGGAUCAGAGUGACGGUAAGCAUCAAUACCUGGCUAUGAGGGAGCAAGGAUCAAGAUCCAGGGAGGAGGAAGACGUUUCAGAGGAAGAGGAUGAGAUCGAAGAAUCUGACGUGUCCUCCAUCGAUUCCAAAGAGAGGCUCAGUCCUCCCACACAAGUCCAGAGUCUGAGUGAGGACACGUCCUCUUUGAAUUCGUCGUCCAAGAUUCAGUCACCCACCGAAUUCGAUAUCUCCUCGGGAACCAGUUCGGAUGAAGAAUUGGCCAUUGUGCAAUCUACCAAACCUUCGGUUAAUCCCAAAAAGGAUAUCAUUUCCCGAAAGCGAAUCUUGGCAGCCGUAACCAGUGCCACCAGCCACCAUUCCGGCACUGGGAAGAAGCACUCCAUUCCCGAGGCCAAUAGUCGGGUGAAUCUUAUUCCGAGUAGUAGCAGCAAUACCAGUAGCAGUUGUGCCAGUCUGAGCUCGUCGUCGAGGUCGUCUUUGUUGGUUGACGACGAAUCCGGACCUUCGGUCAGUGAGGAUGGAGCUCCCCGAGCCCAUCUGGAACCGAGGCAACGUGCUCAAAGCAGUGAGCCUUCUCCGACAAGUCUAGAUUACUUGAAGAACUACGGCGAAGUACCGAGACUCUUGGAAGCUGCAGCUAGAGAGCGUAAGCAAAGUCAGGGCGAUCAGGCUCGUCAAACUAGCAACAACAUUUAGGGCAUCAUCGAAACCAUACCUUACUAGGAGGCGAAUUCUUCCACGAAUGCGGAGGAAAUGCCCUCACCAUUAUACAACAUACUCCAGGCAUCAACCGUCAUAACUACUAUUUUACGAUUAUUACCAUUAUCAUUAUUAUUAUCAUCAUCAUCAUCUCGUCUAUUCUUACCAAAUCAUUGGUACUCUUGAUACUACACGACUAACUGCAGUAUUCAUUCAGAUACUACCAGACAUGCCCUAUUCUCCUUGUUCCCUCCCUCCACCCUCCCUGAAGUAUCAAAGCAAGUUUACCCAACUUAAUCCCACUAAUCCUGAUUGUCAUUUUUUGUCAAAAGAAUAUCCUCAUUUGUACGCUGGAGAAGCUGAUUCAUUCCAACAGUAUAUCCACUAACUUGAAAUUGUGCUCACCCUAGUAAGUAAAUACAUCCAAAAAAUUACGCCCCGCGGUUACAUUUUCUAUUACGAAAAUCCAACUGAAUUACAACAACGACACUUUAUCCACAAAACUAAU
Messenger RNA from Tigriopus californicus, 6832 nucleotides. RefSeq lists its product as uncharacterized. Lineage: Eukaryota; Metazoa; Arthropoda; Copepoda; Harpacticoida; Harpacticidae. The record is from RefSeq and is a predicted model, not a curated record. Gene Ontology annotation, cellular component: plasma membrane. Gene Ontology annotation, molecular function: metalloendopeptidase activity. Gene Ontology annotation, biological process: membrane protein ectodomain proteolysis; Notch signaling pathway. Bases 1222 to 6321 code for a protein of 1699 amino acids. The transcript has 14 exons.